AUGUGUCCUUCUCAUUGGAAAGCAAUACUGCUUCCUCUAGACCAAAAAGAACUCAGCGUAGGAAAAAGUCGAUCAAACCCGCCGUUUUUAACGCUACUGGUGAACGCAUCUAUUGUAUCUGUCAGGACGAGGACAAUGGGUCGCUUAUGUUACAGUGUGACUGGUGCGAAGACUGGCAAGUAUUACUCUGUUUAUGAGACUGCUCUUGUGUUCAACUUUAGUCUAAUUCUUGUGAAUUAUCGUAUUAGGUUUCAUGGUGUCUGUUUAGGUUUAACUGAUAAACAGGUUGAUAGUCUUAGUACUUAUUGUUGUGCUGAUUGCGAUGGAACAGAGUGGCCUAAAUAUCUGGUUGAUGCUGCUACCAGUCCUGCUGGGAAAGCUGCUCGUAUGGCGGCUGUUCCAGCUGACUUGUAUUUUACUUCUCCAUUCUCUUAUUCCGCUUCUUCCAUAGUCGAUACUCACGCCAAUGGAUUGUCAUCCACCAUUCCGAUAACUGCAAUCAAUCCAUCUGCAGUCAUGCCUUCAAACGCUUUAUAUUCAUCCAUCACAAAUGGAAUGCAAUAUCAAAACUCGACAACUUCACUAUUGCCUUCUAGCCCUGAUGUACCUUUAUCUUCAAAACCUACCAAACUUUCCAAAAAGGAAAAAAAACUCAAAUCUACUCUGCAGACACCUUCCAUUUCUGCAAAGGAUAAAUUGAGCCAUAAUGAUGUCAAGUCAGUGAUGGAUACCAGCGUGGUUUCACAAGAACAAAAGAGAAAGAGUCUAUCCGACUCUCGACCAUUAGCAAUGUCCGCUUCGACAGCAACACCCUCAAUAAAACGUACGAAGCUGAGUGUCGAGCCCAAGCGUGCAAAAUCAGUAGAUCAUACUGCCAGCACCUCAUCACAGUCCUCGAUUGAUCCGCUUCGAGCUGCGUUUCUAAGUCAUUUUACUGCCACAUUUCGCGAUAUUUACGAAUGGGCAAAAACACACAAGGAAGAACUGGGCGAGCCUCUGCAUGCUUCGAUCCAACUAGACGAUUAUAAUGGCAUGGCAAAAAAGGUUGAACAAGCAUUGUUUGACACCACUCAUAUUUUAAAGAAUGGAGUCAGGGUUGUGAGUGAUCAAUACAAGGCUAAAUUCCGAUCAUUGCGAUACAAUCUGAUGGAUGUGACCAACACGAGACUACGCAAGCGAAUAUUGCUUUCAGGAAAGCAGUAUUUAGAUGCAGACGCAUUAGUGCGGUUGUCACCCGAUGAGCUUGGUAACGAGGAGAUGAAGGAAACAGCCGACAGAGUCAAACGACAGAGUUUGAAGAAUGCGUUCAAACCUCGAGUGGAAACCCCGCAAAUUGUAAGAGAUUUUAGCAAAGGAAACAGUCAGUUAGUAGAGAAUGUGAGCGAGUGGGGAAAAUCCACUGAUAGUCGUGAUAAACAUGGAACCAUUACUCCACGUAUAUCUAAUGUAGAUCGAGAUGGACAGGUAUCGAUGUCCAGUGGAACUAGUACUAACAUUACUUUACAACGCAAAAAAAAGACGGAUACGUUGGAUGAUUUGAUUGCUAGUAUGAAUGGCAGUAAUGCUAUACGAGAUACACCCAUUAUCAGCAAUGAAGAGAAGAAACUAAAGCCUCGAGCAACAACUAAUAUUGCAGUUACAUCAGGAUAUGGCAGUGACUAUGAAGAACAACCACUUUCACCCUUUGACAGUAUUGCUUCAAGUAGCGAUGAUGAACCAUCAAAGAAAUCAACUGUGUCGAGUUUGGCUGGUAAUCGUCAGAAUCAACCUCACAAGGACUCAUCUCCAAUAGUAUGGAAAGGAACGGUACACAUGCCACAAGUGGGCAAGUUUGUUGGUUCAGCAACACAAGUAGGAGGACAAUGGGUUCAACCAGCAGCAACUUGGAUGUCAAUUCUUGAGACAACCAUGGACAUCAGUGGACGAAUUCCUAUAGACCGAGUGCAGUCUUACUUGCAUGGAAGAACAUCAAGUGGGAAUGGAGUGCUGGUUGUUGUUGAGUUUAAAUCUACUAGCAAUGUAGACCAGCCAACAGCAGUAGAUGGACUGCAGACUCUUGUUGAUUAUUUUGCAUCAAGGGAUCGAUGUGCAGUUAUCGGACAACAUCUGGCAGCAGUCAAGGACAUGUACUUGGUGCCUGCAAAGGCAUCUACUCCACUGCCAUCAUUACUAACUACUAUUCCUGGUGAUGUACGCAUUGAUGCUCACAGUACUAGAGACCGACUGUUUGGACUGCUUCUAUUAGCAAGAGACUUUGUUGUUGCUCGUAAUCUAGGUGGUUUAAUAUCAACCAAACCAACACUGAGUGUUGGAACUACUAGUACAACUGUUAAUGGAACUGUUGGUGUGACUACUAGUACAACUACUAGUACAACUGCUAGUACAACUGUUGCUAAUGACAAGGAUGGAUCUCUUAAACGUCGUAAUGGACAAUCUGCUACAGAACUGUCAACUCAACCAAAGAUCUCUACAGACAUUCCAUCAGUCACUACUGCAGCUGUAAUGGUAUUGCCAACUUUGGCAAGUCUAUCUACUGGAGCCAUGCCACAAGUACAUUCAUCUUUGACUGGAUUACUCACAUCCAUAUCUAAACCCACAACCUCAACCCUGACAUCCAAUCUCUUGCCAACAUUAUCUGCAUUACCAUCCCUUGCAUCAUCCACCACUUCACAAACUCAAUCCUAUCCAUCUACAUCCUCAUCUAUACCACAACAACCUCUAGCACGAUUGGAUAUAUCAGCCUUGUCCACUCUAUUGCCUUCCCUUGCAGGUGUAGGCGGAAUGAAUCAAACCUAUCAAGAUGUUCAAACUCUACACAACUUGAUGACUCAAGCUGGAUUACAUCUUCCAUCACAAAACGAUACCACUGGUAAUGGAGAUGUAAGUCAGAUGUUGGCUUCGUUGGUUGGAAAUCAUCCUGUUUCGUCUCAUUCUACUCCUAGUGGUGAGUAUACUUAUUUACAACCACAGUUGCAUGGGUCGGAUCGGCAUGCCGAUGUAGGGGAUGCGGUUCAGGGGUAUACUUCCACAUAUCACCAUACGGGUGGACAUCGUGGUGAUCGGAAUGAAUAUCGAGGUAGAGGGGGAAGGUAUCGGUAUAAUGGUGGAAGGGGUCGAGGUGAACACUCUCGGGGCACAAACAGUGGGUACCACGACCGUUACCAUGGCAAUAGCGGAUACCAUCGAUAA
This is a messenger RNA of Batrachochytrium dendrobatidis JAM81, 3189 nucleotides long. RefSeq lists its product as uncharacterized. The record is from RefSeq and is a predicted model, not a curated record. Gene Ontology annotation, biological process: DNA-templated transcription. Bases 1 to 3189 code for a protein of 1062 amino acids. The transcript has 4 exons. Lineage: Eukaryota; Fungi; Chytridiomycota; Chytridiomycetes; Rhizophydiales.